Molecule: messenger RNA, 7046 nt
Organism: Rhineura floridana
Lineage: Eukaryota; Metazoa; Chordata; Lepidosauria; Squamata; Rhineuridae
Product: zinc finger protein 397-like
Exons: 4
Coding region: 298-2223 (641 amino acids)
Biological process (GO): regulation of transcription by RNA polymerase II
Cellular component (GO): nucleus
Molecular function (GO): RNA polymerase II cis-regulatory region sequence-specific DNA binding; DNA-binding transcription factor activity, RNA polymerase II-specific
Source: RefSeq, a predicted model, not a curated record
GGGGUAAUUGGAGGCGCAGCCCUGCGAGUUGCAAGGCGCAAAGUGUGAACAGCUUGUCAGCAGUCAGGGAAAGACUUCUGUAUGAACCCUCUUUGGCCAGAGACCUGGUUAGAUGAUGUGCCCAGUGACUGACAGCCAGAUCCUUCUCUGCCACAUCAUCUACACUGUGGAACCUCCCUCUUAUGUUGACAUACUUGCAAGCCACAAAACUACCAACUGAAGUGUUUUAUCGCCUUUGCAGACGAAGACUGAUGGACUGAGCUGAGCGAGGGACAUCCCCCACCCCAGUGAGCGGAGAUGGCUGCAGAGCCCGGGGGAGAAUUCGCAGCGGCUUCCCUGGAUCUCCGUCUUCAGACAGCUCCAGAGGAAGGUGUGAAGCCAGGGACGAAAGCCGAGCAGGUGGGAUUGGCAGAGCCCAAACCAGAGAUGGAGCUGGAAGGAACAGGAGGCCCCUCUCCUGCCACCCAGAGGGGGACGGCGGGACUGCAUCUCGGCUGGGCAGAGCCGCAACGCAUCAAACAAGAACCAGAGGAGGAACUGUCGUCACAGCAAUGGGAAGCCCAAUGGCAGGAGUUCCUUCAGACAGUGCAGUCCUGUGGAGCAGAAGGAGACCCACGUCUUCCGGGGACUCUGCCGUGGGGUGAGGCUAAGUCUCGCAUGCCCUCCUUCGAGGGAGCACCAGCCGACAGCCGGUGGGCUGGAGAAGCAGAGAGUGAAACCAGACUCCCACCUGGAACAGCCCGGCAAGCCAGUUCCAGGCCAGACGCCGCAGGCGAGGGAGACGUCGGGCAAACGACAGACAUCAAGACGGAGGACGCCGUCGGCUCAGAGGCCCAGCGCCGGCUCUUCAGGCAGCUCUGCUACCGGGAUGCCCAGGGGCCUCGAGAGGUUUACGGCCGGCUCUGGGAGCUUUGCCACCAGUGGCUGAUGCCGGAGAGGCUCACGAAGGAGCAGAUCCUGGACCUGGUGAUUCUGGAGCAGCUCCUGGCUGUCCUGCCCUCGGAAAUGGGGAGCUGGGUGACAGAGCGAGGCUGCGAGAGCUGCCUGGAGGCCGUGGCCCUCGCGGAGGAUUUCCUCCUGAGGCAGCGAGAGGAUGAGAAAUCGGAACAGCUGGGAUUGGGGACCAUUGAAGAGGUGGUAGUAUGUGCCCCUAAAGGAGAAAACGCCCUGCUGGAUCCAGGCCGAAGAGUCGAGCACAGGGAUGUUGUGCAGGAGAAUAAUGAAGACAAGGCGCCUUUGGAUUGUGGACAGGUGAAUGAAUGCAGAGCGAAAAACGGUCAGCUCGAAAGCCCCACGCGAGUGGAGUCUUUGCAGAGGACCUUCCAAAAGAGAACAGCAAAGGUGCCUUCCUGGAGGGAGGAGCAGGAAAAGACUUCUGAGAAUCAACAGAGACCAAAAAGGCAGCAGAGAAACCGCCCAAAGAACAGAAUAAGCAAAUCCAUUUCUUGUGCAGACUACCUUCUGCGACAGAGAUUCCACACAGUGAAGAAACCUCAUCGGUGCUCUUACUGCGGGAAAAUCUUCAGUGGUAGAUCACACCUUAUUAUUCAUGAGAGAACCCAUACUGGGGAGAAACCCUAUAAUUGCUCUGCAUGUGGGAAGAAUUUUAGUCGCAAUUCACACCUUAUCGUCCAUAAAAGAACUCACACUGGGGAUAAACCAUACAAGUGCUCUUACUGUAGCAAAACAUUCAGUCAUAAAUCUCUCCUUAUUAAACAUGAAAGAACCCACACAGGGGAGAAACCCUAUAAGUGUUCCUACUGUGGGAAAACCUUCAGACAGAGGUCCUGCCUUACGAUACAUGAGAGAACCCACACAGGGGAGAAACCAUACAAGUGCUCAGUCUGUGGGAAGAGCUUCACUUGCAACUCGCACCUUGUUGAACAUGGAAGAACUCACACUGGGGAGAAACCCUACAAGUGCUCUGCCUGCGGGAAGGACUUCAGAUGCAAUUCGCAACUCGUUAGACAUCGGAGAACCCACACGGGAGAGAAACCGUACAAAUGUUCCAUCUGUGGCAAGAGCUCCAGUUAUAAAUCAGACCUUAUUAGGCACGAGAGAACCCACACACGGGAAAAACCCUAUCAGUGCACUAAGUGUGGCUGGGGCUUUAUUUGGAAAUCACAGCUCGUUAGUCAUCAGCGAAUGCACAAUGAAGAAAAGCCUUGGCACAGGCAUCAGGUCACUCUGGGGAAAGCUUUUGUCAUCACUCACUUCACAUGAUAGAUGGGAGAAGCCAUUUCUAUCAAAAUAUCCACCUUGUAUCACAUGGAAAAAAGCAUGCUCCCAUGUGUUACGUCUGUGGCAGCGAUAGGGAGUUCAGAACCCAUAAGGCUUACUCUCUUCCAACCUCCCCUCUGCCCCCAAUUGCAUUCCUCUGUUUUGAGGCUCCCUCCUUGCAACCCCGCUCUCCAAUAUCGCUGCGCACGAAGAGGGGUUCCAUGCUCCCACCAUGCAUUUCUUGCAGAGAGGUGGGGCGGGAAGGGGACGUCCCUCAUUUACACUCUUUCCUUUAGCUCUGUUGUUGUUGGUUAACCCUUAAAGAGCAAAGUGGCUGAAGCUGCCUGGCUGCUUCGCAUGGAGAGCGAGGGGAGGCGGGAAGCCCCUUUCUGGCCGGUGACCCUUCUCCAUAGUAAAAAUAAAAAUGCCAUCCACAUUUUUUUAAAAAAAGGCUUCGAGGGAACAGCUUAGGUUAGCCUAAACCCUGUUUCCUUUACCUGUUAGAUUUCUCUGUGCAGGGACUUUUUGUGUUUACUUGUAUGGAGGAACAUCCCACUCUGCUACAACCCUCCUGCAGUCUGAAGUGACCGAGUCCAGCCAGAGACAGAUUUCCUGCCUAACACCUCACUUCUGUAACUCUUGUGUUACUGUGGUGAGCACCGACAGUGCACUCCUAAGACCUGUGAGCAUCCUGCAAGCAAAUCAGGAGGAAUGCUCGUGGUCGCCUUACCUGCCCAUAAACAAAUCAGAACAAAUGCGCAAUAAAGAUAUGAGAGAGUCGAAUUCUGCUGCUUCCUAAGUCUGCUUGAAGCUGGUAGCCUAAAAGCAGAAUUCUCAUGAGUGUCUCUUAUCCACACUUCACCGGGAGGUCCCAGGGUUACCAUUUCAAGAGGAUAAAACCAUCCCCCAGCUAAGAUACAAAACAAUACGUAACUAAUUUAUAGCUCAUGAAAUUGGAGUUCUUUGUAUGGAUUCUGGUUGGCGCUGAAGGAGAGCAAGGCUGUCAUGCCUUUAUCAGCUGAGUGGCAGGCAGGUAUUAAACAGAGUAAGCCUUUUCUAGUCCGGAACGAAAAUUAUGGGGAAAGCUUCACCUGUUUGAUAUUGUAUUUGUCAGGCAUCUUGUUACUUGCGUGUGACCCCUGGUUUAUCUUUGGGCACUCCUCCCCCCUCCACCUGCCAAAGAGGGUGCACAUUUGCUCAUGACGUGAAGGGGAUGUAUAUUUGUGUCAUCGUCUGUGAGUGCAGCAGAGGGUGUGAUCCACAUCCAGUGGACCAGGCCCAGAAAAUCCUCUUGGCAGUUUGGCACCCCUGGUUACCCCAGGGAAAGGCAUAGGAGUGGUGGGAGGGCAGGCUUGAGGGAUGAAUCCCGACCGAGUGAGUAGUGGAGGAGGCCAGCAGCAGGCCAGAACGAGAAGACCUGCAAGGCUGAAUCCCAGGAAGCUCUGCCUGAAGGGGUCUGGAGUUUGGAGGAGGUAAUCAGGCGCAGCAGAACUUGAUCUCUAUUUCCUCAUCCCCAACGUAAGGAAAAAAACAAAGCACACCUCUCAUCCUGCCUGAUCCAAGGGCAAGGAGGAGCUGCGGGUGAGAAUUCUCACAUGUAGCCUGUGCAUGCAGUACUUCUUGUGUGUGGCCCCCAGCUUUGUACACAUGUGCAUAAGUCUUUGGAGGAGCAGCAGCAGAGUCCUCAACAUCAUGCGUGCCCUGGGCCCCAUAAACCCUCUGGGUGGCCCUGCAAACCUGACCGCAGGGGUUGUGGCGCCUAAGGCACUCCUCGGUCAGGGUGCAAUUUUUUCUAGGGCUGGCCUUGCAUACUUUAUUAUCAAUAACACACAUCCCAUUUAGGUUUUUAGAACAGUUUCUGUAUCUUUUUAUUUACAUGCAUAUUUCUGGUUUAAUAACUUCCAUUAAGAUUUUACACAUGGACAGUUUGAUUUCCUAUUUAUUUUGCUGACAUGUUUGUUUCCAGUUUAAUAACUGGCAUAAAUACUUAUUUCGGUCUAUUUUAAAAGACAUAAUCUUUGCAAGACAUCAGGUUUCCCAGUUGAUUUCUGCAUUCCCAGUUCUGUCUCUUUCUAAAGUCAUCCUAGACUUUUGGCAAAUGAUUCCACUUCUAGCAGAUAAAAGGGUGCUCUGAAAAAACCAUUUGGCUCAUAACGGAUUGUCACGUGACCUCUAGGAAAGCAUACCUGUGAAACAUUAGGUUAGUCUUUCCAACUAUGCGAGAAAGAUUUGAAUCCUGGCGAUACACGCUUCAGGAUCAAGGAGCUGUGGACAUAAAAAGAAAAUCAAUUCCAUCAAAAUAUAAUAUUUAUUAGCAACAUUCUGACAUGUUCCAUUAAUUUUUUUAAAAUAAUUUUAUUGAAUAUUUAAUAUACAGGGGGGGAAACCCGAAACAAACAUUUAACAGAAACAACCCUAUCCCUGGAUCGCUGAGGAUAUUAUAUAUAUAUAUAAGCAUAAUGAACAUUUACUCAAUACAUUGAGAAAAAGAAUAAGAGAAUUAUAAAUAUACUUUAUAGAAUACAAUUCAAUGUUUAUGAGUUGGUUAGCAAAAGAAAAUUAAGAAAAAAGAAGUUUCCUUUUUCUUUAAGACAACCAAAUGGAUCUAGCUGUAGAUGGGAGUUGAUCAUGUAAACCAUGUUUAUUUGUGUAAUCAAUAAAUAACCGCCAGGUGGCAACAUGUGCAUCUGAUUUAGUCUUUAAUAGAAAAUGAGCCAGGGUGGUGUAGUGGUUCGACUGUUGGACUACGACCUGGGAGACCAGGGUUCGAAUCCCCCCACAGCCAUGAAGCUCACUGGGUAGCCUUGGGCCAGUCACUGCCUCUCAGCCUCGGAGGAAGGCAAUGGUAAAACCACCUCUGGAUACCGCUUACCAUGAAAACCCUAUUCAUAGGGUCACCAUAAAUCAGGAUCGACUUGAAGGCAGUCCAUUUCAAUAGAAAAUGAAGGUUAUGAGUAAUUUUAUCUAAUAAAGUUAUAUUCCAUAUAUUUCUGUACCAUGUUGUUCAAAUUUUCUAAUAAUUUCCAAUUUUGCACAACCAUUUGACGAGCUGCCAUUAAUAAUUUAGAAAUCAACGGUUUAGAUUUCAGUUUAGCAUUUUCAUCUCUAAACAAUUAUAAGAGGAACAGUUCAGGAGUAAAUAUAAUAUUCUCUUCUGUAAUAUUUAUGAGUUCCUUGUGCACUAAAUUCCAAAAUGGGAUAAUUUUAGGACAUGUCCACCAAGAAUUAAAAUAUGUACCUUUGUUGGAGCAUCCACGCCAGCAAAGUGGGUUCAUGUUAGAGGAUGUAUAAGACAAACGGGUUGGCGUUAAAUACCUUCUAUGUAGUGUUUUAAGGUUAAUUUCUUUAUGGGUAGCAGAUACAGAUUUAUUAUAUUUAAACAAGCAAAUAUUUUUCCAUUCCAUGUUAUUCAAUUCAGAACCUAAAUCUUGUGCCCACUGAGUUUUAAGACCUGUAAGUUGUCCCAUUUGUGAAUCUAGUAAUAUUUUAUAAAACACAGACAUGAUACCUUUACCUCUAAAUCCCAAUGUUAACGCUACAUGUUCAAAUGCAGUAAGCGGGCGAGUAGCAUGAACUCUAACACCUGGAUCUUUGAGAAUGUGAGUCAAUUGGAAAGUGUGAAGCCAACCUAAAUCGAAAUUCAGUAUAUUUACUCUGAGCUGAUCCAAUGUAAUUGGGCAAUCCUGUAUGUAGAAGUCUUUAAGCCUAAAGUAGCCACACCGUUCCCAUUUUGCAAUGUGUUUCCUAAGUGUCUCAUCUUUAAUACUAGAAUAAGAUUGUAGUGGAGUAAAUGGAGAAUAUAUUGGUGAGAUUUUUGAUUGCCAGUUUUUCCAAUUUAAAAAGGUAGCUUUUGUAGAUGGAUUGAUUAUGGAGUGUAGGACAGAGUAUUGUAAGCUUGUAAAUGGUAAUGAACACGAUGGUCUGAGCUGUAACAUACAGUCCUCCAAUUGAAUCCAAGUUUUAUUAGUUCUCGUAAUUAUAAAGCUUAAUUGACAAAGCUGAAAGGCUGAAUAAUAAAUCUGUAAAUUAGGGAGUCCCCGUCCCCCUUUAUCCGUGUGAAUGUAAUAUAGUUUCUUUGCUAACCAAGGUUUUUUCUUUUGAAACACAAAUCUAUUUAAUGUGUCUUGCCAUUUAUUAAUCUGUUUUGGAUGAAGGAGGAUGGGAAGAACUUGAAAGAGAUACAAAAAUCCUGGGAUUAUAUUCACACGUAUGGAAGCUAUUCUUCCCAAUAUGGAAAGAUUAAGUCUAGACCAUCAUUUUAUGUCCUUUUUAAGUUUACUUAUCAAUGGGUAGAAAUUAAGUCAGAAUAAUCGGGAUAGUUUUUUGGGAAUUUGUACUCCCAAAUAUCAGAAUGAAGUAUUACAGAUUGAUAGUUCCAAAUUUUUAUAAAUUUCUAUUUGAUGACCAGGUGGUGUAUGAAAAACAUACCUGAUAAUGUGCAAAAUGCGGCGGCCAGAUUGCUGACAAGGACCAAGCGGUCCGAGCAUAUAACACCUGUUCUGGCCAGCUUGCACUGGUUCCCAAUAUGUUUCCGGGCUAGAUUCAAAGUGUUGGUAUUAACCUAUAAAGCCUUAUACGGUGCGGGACCACGAUACCUUGCGGAACGCCUCUUCCGAUAUGAACCGGCCCGUGCACUACGUUCUGCUACGAAGGCCCUCCUCCGGGUUCCAACUCACAGGGAGGCCCGGAGGGUGAUGACAAGAUCUAGGGCCUUCUCAGUGGUGGCCCCCGAACUAUGGAACAGUCUCCCUGAGGAAGUACGCCUGGCGCCGACUCUGCUCUCCUUCCGGCGCCAGGUCAAAACCUUCCUAUUCUCUGAAGCAUUU